CUUCCACCAUUCACACGUACCGCCGGCGGAGAAGGAAGGAAUUGGUCGCCGCCGCCUGCCUCUCUCCUCCUCCUCCUCCGUCAGUGGCUGUGGCCACGCCGUGCUAAGCUAAGCUAAGCUAAGCUAAGCUUGCGCAAGUGACAAGUUCUUUGGUUGGUUGGAGGCAGAGCCAGAUGGCAUCGUCGUCGCGGCUGGAUCUCCCGCCGGGGUUCCGCUUCCACCCCACCGACGAGGAGGUGGUGUCGCACUACCUGACCCACAAGGCGCUGGACAGCCGCUUCUCCUGCGUCGUCAUCGCCGACGCCGACCUCAACAAGAUCGAGCCGUGGGAUCUCCCAAGCAAGGCUAAGAUGGGCGAGAAGGAGUGGUUCUUCUUCUGCCACAAGGACCGCAAGUACCCGACGGGGAUGCGCACCAACCGCGCCACCGCCAGCGGGUACUGGAAGGCCACGGGGAAGGACAAGGAGAUCUUCCGCGGCAGUAGCAGUAGUCCCCGCCGCGUGCUCGUCGGCAUGAAGAAGACGCUCGUCUUCUACACGGGCCGCGCGCCGCGCGGAGGCAAGACGCCGUGGGUCAUGCACGAGUACCGCCUCGAGGGCAGCCUGCCGCACAACCUCCACCGCGGGGCCAAGGACGAAUGGGCUGUGUGUAAGGUGAUCAACAAAGACUUGGCGGGCAAGGCUGGGCAACAACAAAUGGCGCCGCCGCCGCACGCCGUGUCCGUGGGCAUGGAGCGCAGCGACUCGCUGGCCUUCCUCGACGACCUGGUGCUCGACAACGCCGACGACCUGCCCCCGCUCGUCGACUCGACAACGUACGCCGCCGGCUCCCUCUUCGCCGCGGCGGGGACGACCACGACGACGAACGACGACAGCGGCGGGUACCAACAAGCCACCAAGGCGGAGCCGCAGCCGCAGCUGCCCGCGCCGAGCAACAGCCCGUACCAGCACCAGCAGCAGGCCAUACGGAGGCACUGCAAGGCGGAGGCGCCGGCGCCGGCGAUGGUGCUGAGCCCGUCGCGCGAGACGCCGGGCGCGGACAUGUUCCAGCUCCAGCAUGUGGACGAGCUGCUCCAGCUGGACGGCGGCUUCAUGGAGGACUACUACAACAUGAACAUGUGGAAGGUCUAGUUAGGCUGGGAUCGACCGGCCGGCCGGACACUAGUACUAUACGUAAUUAGUUCCAUUUAGUCCCUAUUUAAUUUGGGUCCAUCGGUUUGCCGGGCGGAUGGAUUGAUUAGUUGGUUGAUUGGAUAUAUUAACCUGUUAUUAGACGCAGAAGAGUGGAAGGAAAGGCCGGCCGCGCCGAUUGGCAUGGACGAGGUCUGUCUGACGAAGAUGUGUCGAGACCUCGCCGGCGGUGUGGUUUGUGAUGAUUGGUUAGUUGGCUAAUCUUCAGUAGCUAGCUACGUACUGAGUAAUUAGAACAGCUAGCAGUAGUGUGUAACCGCGCGCGUGUCGUUGCCUCUGGUCGACAGGAUUGAAGCACGCAUUGUGUACAUAAUAAUAGGUAGGAGUCGUCGUCGUCGUCGUUGAGUGAUGAGAAAAAUGGAUGAAACAUACUAUAUAUGCUGUUGAUUAAUUGGUUGGU
Molecule: messenger RNA, 1590 nt
Organism: Zea mays
Lineage: Eukaryota; Viridiplantae; Streptophyta; Magnoliopsida; Poales; Poaceae
Product: NAC transcription factor
Exons: 3
Coding region: 174-1130 (318 amino acids)
Biological process (GO): regulation of DNA-templated transcription
Molecular function (GO): DNA binding
Source: RefSeq, marked validated